This is a messenger RNA of Sinocyclocheilus anshuiensis, 955 nucleotides long. RefSeq lists its product as uncharacterized. NCBI's taxonomy places the organism in Eukaryota, Metazoa, Chordata, Actinopteri, Cypriniformes, Cyprinidae. Gene Ontology annotation, molecular function: protein tyrosine kinase binding; MHC class II protein binding. The transcript has 5 exons. The record is from RefSeq and is a predicted model, not a curated record. Bases 1 to 888 code for a protein of 295 amino acids. Gene Ontology annotation, biological process: positive regulation of ERK1 and ERK2 cascade; interleukin-15-mediated signaling pathway; T cell activation. Gene Ontology annotation, cellular component: membrane raft; external side of plasma membrane.
AUGGCUGAUAAGUGUCAUUUGUGUCUGCUGGGACUGAUCUUUGUCUCUUCACUUCUCACAGGUAAAGAAAUAUCUGUUUUCUGUAAUGGAGUGGAUGAUGCUCAUGUGUUCAUCAGUUCUGGUGAAAAUGUCCGUCUGUCCUGUAAUAAUGCUCUUCCUGACUGCACAUCAACUACAUGGAUCUAUAAUAAAGAUUCAACGACUGUUGAACUGAUUUAUUCAGGGAUAAAGAAUAAAGACGCAGAGAGUCAUGAGAGACUGAGUCUGGGGUCUGACUGCUCUCUGAACAUCAAGAACAUCACAAAAGAAGAUUGUGGAUUUUACACCUGCAGACCAUUUGUGAAUGACAAACAACUAGGAACUGAUGCUCGUGUUUCUCUGCAUGUUCUUCAGGUCUCUUCAUCAUCCUCACAGACUGAGAUCAGUGCAGGCCGCUCUGUGACUCUCUCCUGUCAGUUGUAUUCAUAUUCAUAUGCAGGAGUCUCUUGUGAUGAUUGGAUCCAUUCUGAGAGAAUUCAUCUGUUCUGGGUGAAUCAGGCUGGUGUUAAACUGACAAGAUCAGACUCCAGAUAUCAGAUAUUAUCCUCAUCAGAUCACUGUCUCAGCACUCUGACUACAACACUCCUGAAUGAAGAUCACAACAGAGAAUGGAGAUGUGAAGUUACUCACAGAAAUCAGGUCAAGGCCUCAGUCACUCAGACACUGUCAAGAGUUCAGGUCAGAAAACAAACUCAUGAUCAGUUAUGGAAGAUGAUUGUGAUUAUUGUUGAGUUUACAGUGUUUGCUGCUCCUAUUGUGAUUCUUCUUCAGAUCAUCUGUGCGAGAAGAGCUGGGAAGAAGAACUUGCAGCACUUGGAGGAAAUGGUGAUGAAUACAAUAUUAGAAUAAAAUAAUCUCUACAAAUAACAGGCCAGAUUACAGCAAGAUGUAUCUUCAUGUCAAUGAUAUUAUGGAU